This is a messenger RNA of Pyricularia pennisetigena, 2187 nucleotides long. RefSeq lists its product as uncharacterized. Bases 1 to 2187 code for a protein of 728 amino acids. NCBI's taxonomy places the organism in Eukaryota, Fungi, Ascomycota, Sordariomycetes, Magnaporthales, Pyriculariaceae. Gene Ontology annotation, biological process: transmembrane transport. The transcript has 7 exons. The record is from RefSeq and is a predicted model, not a curated record. Gene Ontology annotation, molecular function: transmembrane transporter activity.
AUGGCGUCCCAGUGGGAUCAGAGGGCACUCAGCCGAAGCGAUUCGCGGGUACAACACUACGACUCCAACGGCAGGGAGUCUCACAUGAGCCACUACGUCGAUGCUCGUGCGACCAUGGACGAUCACGACCAAGACGACUUGGAGUAUGACCAUGACGACUCGGAAUCAUCAGUAAUCUCGGAGGAGCUCGACGACGACAUGGGCAUGGCCUCGGAGACGGAUGAGGGCUCUGACAGCGGUGGCCAGACUCCAAUGACGGAGCGUGCCGCCCUCGAGCUCGACGUCGAUGAGGAGGACCCUCAGCUGUACACAGCAUCAAGCGGGAGGGAUACAUCCUUGUCGGAGCGGCCCAUGGACGAUGACGAGGAUGAGGAAGACGACGACGACGACGACGACGAAGAAAUAUUCUCAACCUCUGAUGACGACCCCUCAGAGGGCUCAUCGUCCUCGUCCAACGGCAAAGAGACCCCCGUGGACAUGAACGCAGUUUCUAUAAUGGAGAAGAGGCUCUCUUCAGAAGGCUCGCAGACGCCAGAACCAGACCAAUCGCGGGACCUCGAGUCGGCCGCUAAGGGCCCGCCCGAGUGGAAACCCUCCAAGGAGUUCAUACUGGCCUUCUCCGCCUUGUCGGUGAUCUCGCUCGGCGCGGCGUUCGAUGCCACCAGUCUCUCCGUGGCCAUACCAACAAUUAGUGCCCACCUAGGCGGCACGGCGCUGCAGGCCUUUUGGUCGGGGACGUCGUUCCUGCUUGCAAGCACGGUGCUGCAACCCACCGUUGCUGGGUUGAGUAACAUUUUUGGAAGGAAGAAUCUCAUCUAUAUCACCCUGACCUUCUUCCUUGCUGGUUCGAUAAUAUCCGCUCUUGCAAACAACUUUAUGGUGCUGAUUACUGGAAGGACAAUCCAGGGUGUUGGCGGCGGUGGCUUGCUUGCCAUGACAGAAGUUAUCAUUACCGAUCUGGUUCCUCUUCAUGCACGAGGAACAUGGUUCUCCGUUCUCAGUGCUGUCUGGUCCGUAGGCACAGUCAUCGGUCCGCUGCUGGGCGCCGGCUUUGCGCAAAACGUCAACUGGCGGUGGAUCUUCUGGAUCAACCUGCCCAUCAUAGCCUGCUCUGGCAUUUUUGUCAUCCUGUUCCUGAACCAGGCCCCCAUUCCCGGUAACAUGAAGAAGAAGCUGGCCCGGUUUGACUGGGGCGGCUCGCUGAUCUUCACAGCCAGCGCAACCUCGUUCCUGUUCGGCAUCACCACUGGCGGUGUGCAGUACCCGUGGGGUUCGUGGCACGUCCUCGUCUCCAUCCUGGUCGGCCUGGCUGGGAUCGUGCUCUUUGGGUUCUGGGAAGUCAAGGUGGCCAAGAAUCCCAUGAUUAGCAAGGGGAUCUUUAACAACUGGGACAUGAUUGUCAACUACAUCAUGACAGUCUUCCACGGUGCUAUCCUAUGGUCUAUCGUCUUUUUCUUGUUGCUAUACUACCAAGCCGUCAAAUUUUAUACUCCAAUCAUCUCUGCGGUCGCCGCCCUUCCGGAGACGCUCACUGUUGCCCCGGCAGGUAUUGUUGUCGGUCUUGUGGUCAUGCUCACGGGUCGCUACCGCUGGUCGAUCUGGAUCGGCUGGGCUCUCACCACUCUCGGCAGCGGUCUUCUUGUGCUGCUCAUGCCCAAGACGUCGAUUGCCGGCUGGAUCUGGCUCAACAUCCCCGUGGGCAUCGGCACAGGCAUGCUUUUCCCGGCCAUGGCCCUGUCGAUCCAAGCCGCUUGCAAGCCGGCGCUCAACGGACAGGCGGCCGCCUUCUUCUCCUUCCUGCGCACGUUUGGCCAGGCCCUGGGCGUCGCCAUCUCGGGCUCCAUCUUCCAGAACGCCUUCAAGGCGCGGCUGCUCAAGACGCGCAACUACCACAACCUGGCCGACGAGUUCUCGCGGGACGCGACCAUCAUCGUCGAAAUCAUCCGGCUCAUGGACGACGGCCCCUUGCGCAGGGAGCUGGUGGACGCCUACAACGGAGCCCUGCACAUGAUCUGGGUCGCGUGCAUCGCCUUUGCCGGCCUCUGCUUCCUGCUCAGCCUGACCAUCAAGGGCUACUCGCUCCAGCAGGAGCACGUCACUGACCAGGGGCUCAUUGUCAAUGGGAAGGCGGUUGGUCCGACGGGCAGGGCCGAGAAGGGGAAGAAUGCCGCCCCGAGGGAAGCAUGA